AUGACAAUCAACAAUGACUUUGGGACGUCCUACAUACCCACGACCUUGAAGAAGCUGAGUCAAAUUUCUUCCCAAGAAAGACUAUACGGCAAUACCUACACAGGCCGCUCGUCUCCUGCCGAGAUAAACCGCGUGGCUAAUGACACACUUGGCUUUUCUGAGAUCUUCGUCGUUGGUCUACCGGAACGAAGUGACAAACGUGAUGCUUUGGUACUCUCGGCAGCCCUUACCGGCUUUCACGUUGAAUGGGUAGAUGGCGUUGAAGGGGAGACUAUACCGGACAAAGCCGUACCAUUUGGAAUUAACAGAUACAGUGUGACGGAGAGUAACCUUGGGAGUUGGAGAGGCCAUAUGAACGCUAUAAGAAGGAUUGUUGAGGAAGAUCUCGAGUCUGCUCUGAUAAUGGAAGACGAUAUGGAUCGGGACGUGCGGCUGCGUUCUCAGCUCGAGGAAAUCGCGAAAGGAUCUCGGAUGCUUCUCAACAGCGCAUCAAGUCCCAGUUCGCCAUAUGGAGAUGGAUGGGACAUUCUCUGGAUUGGGCACUGCGGCGAGCCUUUCCCCGAGUAUCUAGACGAGAACAAGAACAAGCCGGGGGACCGUCCUGGUAUCCAGUACAUGAAGAGAAGAUACGCCAUCGAAGAUAACAUCACAGUCCCGCCGCCAGAUAGGACAACUGGAAUGAUCGACUUCCAUGCUCACCCGUAUACCCGUUUUGUUCACAUCUGUGCGGCUCCUAUAUGCUCGUUCGCAUACGCACUGUCGCAGUCUGGGGCUCAGAAGGUACUCUUCGAUCUUUCAGUCGACCAUCUUACGGGCGCGUUUGACAAUGCAUUGGCUGGCCUAUGCCGUCGCUCGGUCUCGUCCGUGGGCGAGGAGAACCCUGACAAUGAUCGUGGGCUGGACACCAAGUGCAUCAGUGUAACACCACCUGUUUUCUUUCACCACAAGGCAAAAGGCUUCGUUUCUGGUGAUAGCGAUAUUCAUGAGACAGCUUCAGGUGAUGUUCGCGAGAAGGGGACGACGGAGAACAUUAUGUGGAGUGCAAGAAAUAACAUCUACGAUAUGAUAAUGGAUGGAGAGAUGGAGAGUCAGUUUUAA
This is a messenger RNA of Cryphonectria parasitica EP155, 1098 nucleotides long. RefSeq names its product family 25 glycosyltransferase. The transcript has a single exon. Lineage: Eukaryota; Fungi; Ascomycota; Sordariomycetes; Diaporthales; Cryphonectriaceae. The record is from RefSeq and is a predicted model, not a curated record. Bases 1 to 1098 code for a protein of 365 amino acids.